AUGGGCGCGAAUCAUGGGCGGGAGUGGGCAGAGAGCCGAGACGAUGGCGACGACAAGACGACAAAGGAUAUGGCGCAACCAUGGCAGCAAAAGGAUGGUAGAAUGCUAGAUGACGACGCCAUGCAGGAAAUGACGAGUUCCACUUUGGGCCAUCAUAACAACCCUACGACUGGUUGCGGAGUCAACAGGGUUCAAGAACAUGAACCUCACAGAAAUGGAAAGACUGCAAAAAUGCCAGCUCAGGAUGGUUGUGAUAUGAAGGACCAUCGUGUAGUGCAGGACGACAACAACCGUUCUUUUGAGCAACCUUGGUAUGAGAAGGACCUGAAGUCUCUCUUUGCCAGGCCAGAGUCCACGAGCACGACACGAGGUCCGAAGGAAAAGGAUUUGUUUUCUACUUUCGGCGACGAGUGCGAUCUUUGCUGCUGCAGCUCGAGCAGAUCUCGAGUGCUCUAUGAAGGGAAUCAGAGAACCGUAUCCUCGUUUCCUUCCUUGGAGAGGGUCUCUUUGAACGGCUACAGUAACAUGGGCAUGCGAGGAAUCCGACGUUCUAUGCCUAACGACGUGGUGAAGCCUCAAACAGACCUGAAGCGAAACAAUAUCCCAAUGACUGCUCCCUGUAGAAUCGACUCCAAUCCCCCGGAAAACUUCAAACAUGACGUGUUCGAGAUCACGAGCACCUCCUACACCAUCUUGGAUCCUCAGUAUACAUGGGCACCGGCAAAGGAUCCCAAUGCGAAAGAAAUGCCUGCCAACGAGAAGAAUGGAGAAAACAAUGACAAUGCGUGGAAAGUGAAAGAUACCACACAGACAACCGCUUCAGCUCUCAACGAUAAGAGACAGACGCCGAAAUUCCAGGGGACGCAAAUAGACUUAAAUCAAACCUGUGGGUCAGGAACCGUCCUAUCACCGACGGCCAAGGGGGGUCACACGAGGGGGCUGGCAUGGACUCCAGAUUCAGCCGCUGAAGUCAGCAAGAUGGCAAGAUGCAAACAAGACGCUCCUGCCUCGCCUCAAGUCUCUCCUUUCGGAGAGGACGAGAAGCUUCCAACACCAAGGCAGUACUUCUCCGCCAUCCGCAUUGAGGAGAAGGAGAACUCAGUCUUCAACAUCCUCCCCUAG
Messenger RNA from Guillardia theta CCMP2712, 1122 nucleotides. RefSeq lists its product as hypothetical. The transcript has 3 exons. Lineage: Eukaryota; Cryptophyceae; Pyrenomonadales; Geminigeraceae. The coding region runs from base 1 to 1122 and encodes 373 amino acids. The record is from RefSeq and is a predicted model, not a curated record.